This is a messenger RNA of Neospora caninum, 3786 nucleotides long. RefSeq lists its product as hypothetical. The record is from RefSeq and is a predicted model, not a curated record. The transcript has 5 exons. Gene Ontology annotation, molecular function: DNA binding. Gene Ontology annotation, biological process: mRNA splicing, via spliceosome. NCBI's taxonomy places the organism in Eukaryota, Apicomplexa, Conoidasida, Eucoccidiorida, Sarcocystidae. Gene Ontology annotation, cellular component: nucleus. Bases 1 to 3786 code for a protein of 1261 amino acids.
AUGUCGCUCUUUGCGCGGCGGAACGUGAAGAAGAGCAGCAGCCGCAAGGCCACGCUGGAGGAGGAGGAGGCCGGAGGAGCGAAGGGAACGCGGUCGGACGCCGCAGACCGGUCUUCCGGAGUCGCCCCACCCCGGACUUCGUUUCCUUCCUCGUCUGUCUCCACGGCGUCUGCGACUGGGUCUCUGCGAAAAGACGCCUCGCCUCCCUCAGCUGCCGCUCGCGCGACGGCCUCUCAGAUCCGCGAGCAAGCGGCUGUCGCGGCGGCGCGUUCGCAUGCGUCUUCUGCCGUGGCGGCUCGGGCCUCGUCGGGUUUCGCGUGUCCCGACGCUUCGCCGGGACUUCAGUCUGGAGUGUACGCGGACUUGUUCGACGCGCACCACGAUGACGAGGGAACAGGCUCGGUCCGUCCUCAGAGCGGCCGAGCGACCUCGGCGGGAGUGGGUACGCCGCGCCAGGUGUUUGGCGGCAGCUCCUGCGUGGCGGUAAGCCGCGUCGACGACGCUUCGCGGCGUCCAGUGGGUGCGUCGACUCGGGGGGGGUUAAGUUUCUCGGGACUCGACGAGGAAGAAGACGAGGGCGCGUUCUUCAAGGUGAAGAAGAGCAAGGCGAGCAAGCGACUCCAGAGAGAGAAGGAACGCGAGGCGCGCACAGACAACCUGGACCGAUUUGAGCGCGGAGAGGGGGUCGCCCACAGCGCAGACCAGGCGCGGAACGCGCCGGCGUCGAGUGGCGAGGCGAAGAGCAAGGUUGUUCUCCAGGCGACCGGUUUGCGGCUUCUCGUGCACCAGACGCACCUUCAGAGAGAGUUCGCAGGCACGGACCCAGGCGACAGGCCGUCUCCAAGUGAACGGCCGACGGACAAAGACGGCCAAGAGAGGGUCGCGGCUCGAUCGGUCUCCGCCAAGCGACCGGGAGCGUCUCCCCAAAGCAGCGCCGGGGGACAGCCGGAUCGGGCCCAGGGGGACUGUCGGAAGAAAGACGCGUCUCCGCUUCCUCCCGGCAGUUCUGGACCCGAGAGGAUUCUCUCCCUGGCCGAACUGGAGGAGGCGGAGGCGCGCCACGGCGCGGGCCGCCGCGCACGGGGUGGUUUGUCAGGCGCGCGUGGCGCCGGGCGAGGCGACUGUGCGGACGAGGACGACGUCGCGUCCAUCGCGCGCCUCGCGCGGGCGCAGAGACAGAGAGCCCGCAUGAUCGAGAAGGGCGAGCUGAUCCCUGCGGACUCGGCCGCCGCGCUCACCGGCGAGUGGGGUACAGCCGUCCGCCUGAAGAGACGCCAGCAGCAGCAACUCGAACCGCUGCGUUCGUGGCGCGACGGGGGAGACGAGGCGCCAGACGAAGACGAGGAGGAGCGGAGGCAGAGCGAGGACGAGGACGACGAGGAAGAUCCUGCGGCGCGACUGAAGGAGCAACUGCAGCGGCUGAAGGUGGCGGAGGCGGAGGGCGGUGAGGCGCAGAACGAGGAGGAAGAGGCGUGGGAAGCGUGGGAGAGAGAGAAGAUUCUCAAGGGCGCGGGAAGGAAACACCUGCUGCGCCAACAGCAGCUCAUGGAGCGCCGGCAGCAAGAGCAGCAGGUGUACCUACAGCAGCAACUCCUGCAGGGGGGUUGGGCGCCCACGGAGGCGCUGGAGCAGCAGCUGUUCCUGCUGCAACAACAUCAGCAUCAGCAGCGCCUCCUCAAACAGCUGUCCAAUCCCCACGAGCCGGACGCGCCUCGCGAGGCAGACGUGUCGGGCGUCGUGUCUCCGCCGCCGGCGACCGCGUUGGGCUCCGACAGUCCCGGCGGGGCCGAUGGGGCCGGGGCGAGCCUGAUUGAGGCGCCGACGAGUGCGGCGUGGCUGACAGAAGUGUGGGGCGCCGAGGGCGCAGACGCGCAGGCGCGCGCCGCGCUGGAAUGGCUGAAAGAGGAGAGUCAGCAACUGCGUCAGUUGGAAGAGGCCGAGGAAGCGCAGAAGGAAGAGCGGCGCCGACAGCGCGCCGGAGCGGCCGACGAGCUCCGGGUGCUCGAGGUUCGGCAGCUGGCCGUCGGGAAGCGUCUCGACGACUUGCAAGACUUUCUGAUUUUCGUCGAAGACCUGGCAGGCUUCAUCCUCGCCAAGGAAGGCGCCGUGCAGCAGGCGCAAGAGACGAUUGAGGAGAUGGAGAGAGAAGUCGCGGACAGGAAGGUCGAGCGCCGCGUGCUCGAGUUCGAGGACUUGCGCCGCGCGUUCCGGAGGGCGCGGAGAGGCGGGUCCGCGGACUCGGAGAGUUCCAGCGAGAGCGACUCCGAAGACGUCGACGAGUUCGGGCGGAGCCGGAAGUACACGCAGAAGCUGCAGCGCAGCGACCGGACGAAGGCGCGCCGUGCGCGGCGCCUCGCGCGGCGGCAGGCGCGGGCGGCCGCAGCCGUCCAGGACGGAUCGGCUGCGAGUCCCGAUUUCGCCGGCGCGGUGCGUCGGAUCCGCGAGGCAGCCGCGCGUUCGUCCGGAGACGCGAAUCCAGACCGAGGGACUGCGGCUGUGGGGCCGAUCGGGAGCGAGAGCCUCUGGCGGGUCCUUGGGGAGACGCUCGCGGAGGGGUGGGAGACGAGUGAAGACGACGAAGAGGAUGUGCACCGGCUGAAGAAGGACCGGAGCAAGUUCAGCGCCGCAGCCCGCGAGGUCAUGGAGGAUGUCGCAGACGCGUUCGUCUCGGUCGCGUCGAUUCUGGAGGAGGCCGAGAAAAUGAAAAAGUGGUGUCGCGCCGAGUUCGCGCGACUCCGGAUCCUCGAGCAAGUCCCAGACAUGAUCAAGACGCAGGUCCGGUGGCAGCUGCUGUGGUGGAGCCCGAUGGCGAUCGCGGCUUCCGCGGGCGAAGCCAAGGGCGGAGACAAGGCGCCGUCCUGGGUCUGCGAGGCCUCCCUCGAGAACUUUGACUGGUUUCUAGAACUCGGACUGUUCAUCGACAAGAUGGACGAACUGAACGCGGCGCAAGACGCGCCGGCCAAGGAGAGCAAGACGGCAAAGGGGAGCAAAGACGGGAGCGAGAACCCUGCAGAUACGUCUGAUCCGAGCGCCGUGAUGUCCGAGGUCGUGAAGCUGUGCGUCGUGCCGCGAGUUGCAGCGGCGCUCAAGUGUACAGACAUCACGUCCUUCACCUCGGUUAACCGGGCUGCGCAACUUCUCGGAGAGCUGUUACUCUUCAGAGAUGAGAACUCGCUGCCGCACCUCACGAAAGUGCUCCAGGACUUCGUGGCCUUUGUCAUGGUGCAACUCUCGGCUCUUUUGCCAGUCGAAUUCGUCAAGCAGGUUGUCGCGGAUCCCGGCGUUUCGCUCUCUGAUCAAGGCCCCGGAACCGCGAGCAAAAGCGGCGGCGAAGUGACUACCCAGGAAGAGGCAAUGGCCGCCAAGGAGGUCGUUGAGCUGUUCCUCCACCGCGCACUCAAAGUCGCAGGGUGCUGUACGUGCCUGGUAGACAUUCUCAGCGACUCUCUUCUCCUCCACAUUUGCAUGCAGGAGAUCUUCGUGGAUCGCAUCAAACCACUGCUUCCGAUUCUGCCGUCCUCGCAGCAGCUGGUGCUGCUCGGCGCCUUCAUUCACCUUCUCCCCCUUCGCUGGGUGAUUCAAGAAACCGCUGGGGAGAACGGCGCGACUUCAGGGCGCAUGCAACAGCUUCUGGGCGCCGUCGUCGAGCUCGGCGAAGCGGUCGUGGACGAGGCAGAACGCGCUGAAGUGUUGCUGCUGCUCAAGAAACUUUCCCCGCAAGAGGAAGCGGAGAAGAUCCAGCGCGUGUUCGAACAGCGUCGUGGCCAGAGAAACCCUCAGCAGUGA